Penaeus indicus is the source of this 356-nucleotide messenger RNA. RefSeq names its product mitochondrial uncoupling protein 4-like. The transcript has 4 exons. Gene Ontology annotation, biological process: response to cold. Gene Ontology annotation, molecular function: transmembrane transporter activity. The coding region runs from base 78 to 356 and encodes 92 amino acids. Lineage: Eukaryota; Metazoa; Arthropoda; Malacostraca; Decapoda; Penaeidae. The record is from RefSeq and is a predicted model, not a curated record.
AGUGUGGGCCAUCUUCGAGUUUCUACGUAGGUCUGUCCCAGCUGAUCCGUUGGUCCUCUCCCAAUUUCAGUCUCAGGAUGGUGGUGGCUCAGCGGGGGGUAAUCCCGCCCCCAAAGCACUACGCAGAUUCAGCCUGGUUCAAGUAUAUUUUGUCGUGCUGUGCGGCUACCACAGCUGAGCUAGUCACAUAUCCACUGGACUUGGCUAAGACUCGACUCCAGAUCCAGGGGGAAAAAGGACUCAAUAGCAAUGGCAUGCAACCUUACAGAGGCUUGGCAGGGACCGGUGUUGGAAUUAUACGUGAAGAGGGAGCAUUAAAGUUAUGGCAAGGUAUUACUCCGGCUGUGUAUAGGUAA